Molecule: messenger RNA, 9070 nt
Organism: Coregonus clupeaformis (lake whitefish)
Lineage: Eukaryota; Metazoa; Chordata; Actinopteri; Salmoniformes; Salmonidae
Product: bromodomain adjacent to zinc finger domain protein 2A-like
Exons: 29
Coding region: 171-8369 (2732 amino acids)
Cellular component (GO): rDNA heterochromatin
Molecular function (GO): protein binding; DNA binding
Source: RefSeq, a predicted model, not a curated record
UCUCUUCUGUGAUCAUGGCUGCGCUCAAACACCAGCCAUGUUUGCUAAUUUGAAACCCAAAGGUUAGCGAAAACCUGUUUAUUAUUUACAUAGCCUGUACCGUCUUCAACCAUUUUUGUUCAAUCGGAGAAUCAAAGGCAUCGGUGCCUUUGAAAUUCAAGGAUUACAAGAUGGAGUCAAACAACCAUUUCAACUAUGGCAGCCACUCCUCCGUGUCUGCUAACUCAGGACUGAAACUCUCCUCAGGGGAUUCUCUCUAUACUAACGGGUCCUCUAUGAGUUUCCCUCCGCAGGGGAAGAAUAUGAAUGGCGAAAUGAAUGUGAAUGGCAUCACUACUGUAAUUGGGCCCAGUGUGCCUGGCUCCCACCUUCCAACAGCCUCAUAUCCCCACAUGAGCAACCACCACCAGAGUAGCAUGGGCUACGACUACCUGUGGGGAGGACAGCCACAUUACAGCCCAGCCAUGGGCUCGUCUCCUGGGCAUGGCAUGCACCAGAAACAGCCUCCACCUGGGGGGAUGCAGCAACAGAGCCAGCACCACUUCCAGGGUCACGGACAGUACCAACUGAACGGGGGCAUGCCUGGGUCCCAUCAGCCACCCGUGGCGGCCCCACCAAACGUGACUCUUACAGGGGGCCAGUACUGGAACAGGGGUAACCCGGGGCAACAGCAGAGCAGCGCAGCCAUGGCAAUGGGGUAUAACUCACACGGUGUGUACGGGGCCUACCAGAGCCAGGUACACCCUGGGAUUGCGCCCUCACAGCAUCACCAGCAGCAGCCUCCACAGCCAUCCGCUCACCAACAGACACAGCAGCACCUCCACCCGCACCACCACCCACACCACCACCAGCAACCUCAGCACUACAGCAUGGUGCCCAAUGGGAUGCCCUACUACCAGCCCCAGCACCCACCUCUUCCCGCUCCACAACCCCAGCCCCCGUCCCAAUCUCAGUCCCAGGCUCAGAUGAUGCCCCCUACCUCCCAGAAUUUCACCCCUCCACGGGGCAGCCCACAGCACCACCACAUGGGCCGGGGGGGCACUGGCAGCCCUCUCCCCAUGGGGGUGUCCUCUGUCCCAAUGAUGUCACCCUCGACGAUGGCGGAUAGUGGAUCGCCCCAGAGCCAGACCAGGGAGAGGAGUCCCCAUGGAGGUUCUGUGGGGAUGCCUGCUGUCACGCAAGGGCGGAUGAGUGAAGUGUUUAAGGAUGUGGAUAAAGGCUAUAAUGGGAUGGAGAGGGCGUCAGUCACCCAGCGGCUGCCUAAAAGUGACAGCUACCCUCCCAAGACCCCUGGACCUCCGAUGGGGCCCACCAGUGACUACUGCCAGCGCUCCUUGCAGCCAAUGGCCCAGCACCAUGAAAUGGCAAACUCAGCGAUAGAGUCUGCGCUGCCUGCGCCUCCACACUCGAUGUCGUCGCCUCCUCCGGCUGUGUCUGCGCCUCACCCUGUGGUUUCCACCCAUUCUAGGGUCUCUGCACCUCCUGCAGUGUCCACGCCUCCUAUGGGUACAUCAGGACCUCCUGUCGUUUCAUCCUUCUCUGUUACUUCUACGCCUCCCCGAAACGCAGCGCCUCCCAUGUCCUCUUCUCCAUCUCCCCCUGUGCUUGGACCUCCUCCAGGGCUAUCUUCGCCUCCUCUGAUGGUCCAAGGCAUAAGACCUUCUCCAGUGUCUUUGUCCACACCUCCAUCAGUGGCAUCUCCACCCUCGUCAGUGUCUGUACCUCUUCCCAAGCCACCUGCACCACCACUUCUACUGGACAAAUCCUCUAGACCUCCAGCUGUGUCUGCUCCCCACCCAGUCAGUGCUCCUCCCCCAGUGUCUGUGGCACAUCAGACUGCUCCCAUGACAUCUGCACCUCCUGCGAUGGUCUCUACUCCUACCAUGGUGUCUGCUCCCCCGCACUCCAUGUCUGCGCCUAUCUCUGCACUUCAGCAGAUGGUUCAAGGAUCCAGACCACCUCCUUUGACUUCCUCUCUCCCAGCUUUAUCUGGAGCUCCUCGAGAAAAGUUUUGGACUCCAUCAAGGUCUGCAGGUGCACCUCCCCCAACAGUUUCUGUCCCCCCCCCAGCGGUGUCUGCUCCCUCGGUGGCAGUCAGGCAAGCUUCCUUAGCAGUGCCCAGGCCUCCUUGGGCAGUCAGUGCACCUUCUAUAUCAGUGUCCUCACCUCCUCGAUCUGUGUCAAGAUCAGUGUCUGUGUCUGCAGUGUCCUCUUCUCCAAAGGAGGUAUCUAUGCCUCCUCUAACAGUCCAAGGACCUAAAGUUCAAGCCUCCAGAGUUCCUCCAAUGUCUGAGCCUCCUGCCUUGGUGUAUGUGCCUCCUGCAGUGAUGACUGCUCUUCAAAUGGUCCCCUCUAUGCCUCCUUCUGUCUCUGCGCCUUCCCUAUCUGUUCCUGCUCCUCCACAAGCCCCUAAACGGAUGGUUUCCCCUGAGCCAGAGGAGCGAUACAUGGGCAACAAGAAGGACCCCUUUGUAGAACCACCUGGAAAACCAGAGGAGAGUUCUUCACAGCCUAAAGUCGAGACAGUCAGAACAUCAUCAAAGAUGGAUGCCACCAAGUCUCUGACUCGUCAAUCUGAAAAACACUCACACAAACCCCUCACAGAUAUUCCUGGGACACCUCCGCCUCCUAAGGACCAAGAGAACUCCUCUGGGGACAAAAUGUGUGCAGAGAAAAAGGACACCGCUCCCCUGAGAGGCGCAUACACUCCCCUGGAGAGGAGAGGUCUGGAUGACACCAGUGAGACUGAGGAGUCUGCGGACGAGUUGUCGCAGGCGGUCUCCACGUGCCUCGACAACACCAGGAUGGAGAACUCCAGCCUCACUGAAGAGGAUGACGCCUGUAACGACUCGUCACUCAACGACACCUCUCAGUUUGGCGACACUUCUAGACUUCUAGGCGCUACCUCUCACAUGGAUGACAUGUCUCGUUUGGAUGACAGCUUCCGCGUAGAUGAUGAAACCUCUCGGUUUGAUGAUACCUCUCGCAUGGAUUAUGACUGCUCUCGAUUGGAUGUCAGCUCUCAAUUGGACGACAGCUCUCGCAUAGAUGGCGACAAAUCUCGAUUUGACGAUACCUCUUGUUUGGAUGACAGCUCUCGCAUGGAUGACACCUCUUGUGCGAAUGAAAUAUCACAUGUUGGUGACACUACAAUAGAUAGCAGCUUCUCUGUGUUGGACUCCAGGGACUUGACGCUGGAUGAUACCCAGACAGAGGACUCUUCCCAGGAAGAGGAGACCAUUGACAGCUGCCUGAGCACCAGGGUGUCCAUGCUGGAGUCCUCUCUGAACAACAGCUCUCAGAUGGAGGACUCCCGCGUUGAAUCGUCCCAGAAUGACGUCUCCCGGUCAAGCUCAAAUGGCCCUGCCAAACCACCCCCAGCCUACAAAGGGUCUGAAGGUGAAUGUGAGCCGGAGGGCCAGGAUAUACCAGACUCUGCUGGCUCCGCCAAGGCCAGUGCUGCUAGUAUCAUGGUUCCCCCUGUUAUCAUGGACAAAGACAAGCACACAGCGGCGCUCAGUGCCCUGGUGGGGAACCUGGUUGCAGCCCAACUCCUGCCCCGAGCCGCCCCAACCGUGCCCACCACCAGCCAAAAGACAUCAAGGAAACCCAGGAAGCCACGCACUCUAGCAGCCUCUACUCCCGUUCCCAAGGUCCCCGGGCAAGCACAGCGGAUGUCCGCUGUUAAAACUCCAAAGUUGGAUAAGAUAAAGGUGGAGAGGAAGAAGAAGCUUGAGAAAGGAGAGGUAGUAGAGAAAAAGGAAAAGGGACCACCAAGAAAGAGAAAGAAGAAGACAGAACCAGUAGCAGUCACAGUAGAGGUUGAACGUUCUGCUGACGGCCUACUUCCUGGUCAAAGUGGAUCAAUCACAACCAUCGGUGAACCAUGUCUGACCAGUGGCGAGACCCUGCCGGCCGUCAAACCCAAGAAGGUUAGGGUCAAGAAAGUCAAGAAUCUGGAACCGAUGCCACCCAAAAUAGCGAAAAUGGAUGUUGACACUAAACCCAAUGAUGAUGGCAAUAACGACAAUGACGGAGAUGACAGUUCCACUGCUGGUGACACCCCCAGGAGGAGGAUAGCAACAGAGGAGCAGGUUCACUUCCCUCUGCUCCAUGGCUGGAGGAGGGAAAUCCGAGUCAAGAAGACUGAGGACCGGCUGAAGGGGGAGACCUGGUACUACAGCCCCUGUGGGAGGAGGAUGAAGCAGUUUCCAGAAGUCAUCAAGUACCUGAACAGGCACAAGGACACCGCUGUGACAAGGGAACACUUCAGCUUCAGCCCCCGCAUGCCCGUAGGAGACUUCUACGAGGAGAGGGACUCCACUGAGGGAGUGAAAUGGUGCCUUCUGGCCAAUGAAGAGGUGCCCUCCAUGAUCAUGGCCAUCACGGGCCGACGCGGCCGACCUCCGAACCCUGACAAAGAGAAGCCCCGCCCCCGAGCUCGGCGCACCAAGGGCGGGCUAGUCCGAAAGCCCGGCAGGCCGCCCAAACCAAAGAUGGUAGACCUGCUCAGCAAGGUUGACGCCAGAAUGCUGGAGAGGCUGGAGGCCAAGGAAGCUCUGACUGAGGAGGACAAGGAGAAACUUGUCAAAAUCAAGAAGAAAAUGAAGAGAAAGGCAAGGAUGAAAAGAAAGGAGGAUAACAAGAAUAAGAAGAUCCGACAGGAGAAAAAGCAAGCGAAGCUUGACAAUGCCAAUGAGACCAAGGACCAGGAGGAGGUGAAGGCUGAACCAGCCGACCAAGAGCCCCCACAGCCUGCCCCCCCACAGCCGCCCGCCCCAGAGCCCAAAAAGCGUGGCCCUAGGAAGAAGAAAGCUGAGGUGCCUUUACCGGUUGUGGAGACGGACCAGGAGAGGGUGGCCCAGGGGAAGAGAGUGCUGGGGGCCAGGAGUAAGGCCAAGGCCCUGGCUAAGGCCCAGGCAGAGGCGGAGGCUGCAGCCCAGGCGGCCCUGGCAGCUAAGAAGCAGGUGGAGAGGAGGGCCCAAGCCCAGAGACGGCUGGAGGAGAGGAAGAGACAGCAGAUGAUCCUGGAGCAGCUGAAGAAGCCCACUGAGGACAUGUGUCUCACAGACCACCAGCCCCUUCCGGAGCUGUCUCGGAUCCCUGGCGUGGUUCUCUCUGGCAUGGCCUUCUCCCACUGCCUGGCUGUGGUGGAGUUCCUGCACAGCUAUGGCAAGGUUCUGGGCCUCCACAUCCCCAGGGACGUGCCUAGCCUCAGCACACUGCAGGAAGGCCUCCUGGGCCUGGGAGACAGCCAAAGCGAGGUCCAGGAUCUGCUCAUCAAGCUGGUGGAGGCCGCACUACACGACCCAGGCCUGCCACCGUACUACCAGUCGGUGAAGAUCCUAGGGGAGAAGCUGGUGGAUCUGGAGCUGACUCGCAGCACGGUGUCCGAGGGCCUGAGAAUCUUCCUGGAGUCCCACGGCUUUGACAUGGAGGUGUGCAACGUGCUGCGGACCAAGACCUUCCACGCCCUCAGCCCCGACACAAAGGCUGCUAUCCUGGGCUUCCUGGUGGAGGAGCUCAACGGUAGCAACAUCGUCAUCAGUGAGAUUGACAACACACUGGAAAACAUGGCUACUUACAGGAAGAACAAGUGGAUCAUCGAGGGGAAAUUGCGCAAACUGAAGGCAGCUCUAGCACGCCGUACGGGGCGGUCUGAGGAGGAGCUGUGUCUAGAGGAGAGGAGGCGCAGUGCCAGGGUGGCAGAGGAGGAGAACCUCAGUCUAGAGGAGAGCGGCCCCAUGGAGAGGGGUCGCCGCGCACCCAAGGAGGAGACCAAACUCGGCGACACUGACAGCCCCACCAACGCCAGCGUUCCAGAGUUGGAGAGGCAGAUCGAUAAGCUAACUAAGCGGCAGGUGUUUUUCCGUAAGAAGCUGCUCCAGUCGUCCCACUCCCUGCGUGCGGUGUCUCUGGGCCAGGACCGGUUCCGCCGGAGAUACUGGGUCCUGCCCCACCUGGGAGGGGUGCUGGUGGAGGGGCCUGAGGAGAUCCUAGCAUCAGAAGAUAUCCUGGUGAAGGAGGUGCCCAUCACUCUUCUGAAGAGGGAACCCAAAGUGGAGGAGACGCCCACUCCCACUGCCCCCCUCCCCUGCUCUCCCUCUCCCCCUCCCAAGUCCCAGACCUCCCCCCCACCCGAGGAGGACCCCCUCCCGGGCACCGCCUCUCUCAUGAGCAGCCCCAGGGCCCGGGGUCGCCCCCGCAAGAUCAAACCAGAGGUGGAGCUACACCUCCGCACUGCCAAGUGUCGCAGCCGUCGCCGUAGCAGCAAGUCUGGCAGGGAGGAGACUGGGCCAAGAGUUGCCCCGGAGACCACCACCAACGGAACACAAGACCUCACUCAGUCCGCUUUCCACAACUGGCUCAGCCAGUCGCAGGGUGCCAUAACUAAUGGGACGGAGCCAGCAACAAGGGCGGCACCUGAAGGCAGCCAACCAGAGGACAGUGUGAAGGAGAUGGCGGAGAAACAAGGGCAGUGGUUCAACUUGCUGCCCAAACAGCCCUGUGACAAAACCUCUCUGACAGAACCCCAGACCCCCCCCAGCACGCCCCCCAAACGCCUCCCUCUGACCCCCAGCACCCUGCCCGCCCUCGCUGCACCACUGCUGCAGUCUGUCCCAGCCCCCUCGGACUCCCCACCCCAGGUGACCCCUACCCAGACCCCCACCCCAGCCAAACCGGGGCGCAGGCGGAGGAGGGGCAGCAGGGGCAGCAGUCCCGCCCGUAGGGUUGGAGCUAGAGGGGCUGCAGCUAAGCGCCGUGGCCGCCCUCCUUCCACACUCUUCCAGGAGAUAGAGCAGCAGUACUUCACUCAGCUCGUGGUCAAGCCCAUUCCAGCAUUGAUGGUGCGUGGCUGGUGGUGGAUCAAGGAGCCAGAGGAGCUGACAGCCACCCUGCAGGCCCUGCACCCGCGAGGCAUCCGGGAGAAGGUGCUCCACAAACACCUGUCCAAACACAUGGACUACCUGGCUGAGGUCUGCACACGGCCCAUCAACGACCCUAUAUUCCAGGUGAAGGUGGAGGAGGGCGAGGCCCUGCUGGAGGCCCUGCAGCAGCCGUGGCAGGUCCAGGAGCGGGCCCUGGAGACAGACGUUAGCGCCCUCCGCUGGGUGGAGGACCUGGAGCAGAGGGUCAUCGCCUCGGACCUGCACCUCAAGAUGGCUCCCCAGAAUGGAAGGAGUGACACUGACAAUAGCACGGAAACGCCAGGCACAGGAUUCCAGCCCUACACGGUCCCAGAGGCGGACUCCACGCGUGACGACCUGCAGUACUACGAGCAUGACGCCGACCCCCGGGACGACUGGAUCGUGCGGACCAAGAAGGAGUGGUCGGACCUGCCCCGCGUGGCCAGCCACCCGCUGGACCUGGCAGUGCUUCGCCUGGCCAACCUGGAGAGGAACAUCGACCGGCGCUACCUGAAGGAGCCCCUCUGGAACCUGGCCGAGGUGGUGCGUCUCGCCCCCCUCACCCCCGAGGAGAGCCAGAUGGGCCAGAUGGACGUCAUGAGUCUGGAGAGUGAGAUCACCUCCAGGUUGCGGACAUGGCGUCAGGCCCUGGACCGCUGUCGGAGCGCCCCCCAGCUGUGUCUGUGUCUGCUGCAGCUGGAGAAGGCCAUCGCCUGGGAGAGAUCCGUGGUCAAAGUGACGUGUCAAGUGUGCAGGAAGGGGGAUAAUGAUGAGUACCUGCUGCUGUGUGACGGCUGUGACCGCGGCUGCCACAUGUAUUGCCUGAGGCCAAAGGUCACCCAGGUGCCAGAGGGGGACUGGUUCUGCCCCACCUGUGUCUCCAAGGUGAGUGACGGUGAGUCACCACGUAGCAGCCAGCGCUCCUCCAAGCAGAGGACCCGGGUGAAGAAGAGGAGGUACGAAGACGACAGUUCUGACGAGGAGACGGUGCCCAGCAGACGCGGCGUUGAUGGCAUGGCAAUGCGACAUAAGGACGGUGGCCCUGCCUCAUCCUCCUCCUCCCGUUACUCGGGAGACGGGGGAGGCACGACGGGCUUCUCGCCUGCCAAGCGCCGCCGCAUGACCACCCGCAACCAGCCUGACCUCACCUACUGCGAAAUCAUCCUUAUGGAGAUGGAGUCUCACGCUGACGCCUGGCCCUUCCUGGAGCCAGUCAACCCCCGCAUGGUGCCUGGCUACCGACGCAUCAUCAAGAACCCGAUGGACUUCCUCACCAUGAGGGAGAGGCUGCUACAGGGAGGGUACUGCAGCUGUGAGGAGUUUGCAGCGGACGCCCAUCUGGUGUUCAACAACUGCGAGCAGUUCAACGAGGACACGUCCGAGGUGGGCAUGGCCGGACACUCCAUGAAGCUCUUCUUCGAGAACCGCUGGGCCGAGUUCUACGAGAGCAAGGACAAAUAGGAGCCCAGGGCGCUUGUGCUGGGGGUGGGGCCAAGGACAGCGCCCUAACCCCAUUGGCUGACUCUCUCCAUUACUACUAAGACUGUCUGGGCUGGAGUCUCCUUCAGCUCUGUAUAGAGAUGUAUAGAUUUGGUUAUUUGUCUGUCGUUCUUGUUUUUCCUUUUUAAAACCUCUAACGUUAGUUACCCUGUUGGGUUGAAAUUCUCUGGAUGAGAGAGAGGGGGAUGUGUCUGAGCUACACCUUCUUCCUUCCCUCCCGCCCUCCCACUGCACCCUCACUUCUGCACCUGACCACCUGUUUGGAAUUCUGCUGUCGUUGCAUUCUCUCCUAAGCCACACUCCUCGUCUCAUAACAAGACCACGGUAUUGGUCCAUUCCUUACUCUGGGGGCGGGAGGAGGGUCUGAGGGCCUGAGUUGAUUGGUUCUCAAACUCUGCCCUCUGUCAUGGUCGCGGUCAGGAGGUCUGCCAGACCAAUGCGACCGCUUCGCUGCAGACCGGACAUGCACUGACCUCGUUUCGACCACAAAUGGAUCAAAACCCUAAGGUUCUCUCUCUGAACUCACUUAAACACUUUGGGAUUGGAUCCUCUCUUAACUGUUCAAUGGAAAUGUAAUGUGUGGUCUUAAGCCUAGAAGCAAUUUUUCUCAAUAUAUUUUUAUUAUAUAGUCUAUAUAUCUAUAUAUAUCUAUAUAUAUAUCU